AUGCAAGCGACAGGAUUUAAGCUCCCUCUCGCGACUUAUCUGGUGCUGCCGGAAGCGGAACUAGCCGAGUCGUUAAGAGGGGAGGGGCUUAUGGGGGUGGAGCUCCGGUCAAAGAAGCCGUGGCAGGUGAGGGUCCCGAGACCGAAGAAAAACCGAGACGCGGAACCCGCUCGCCCAGGGUUUGCAGCCGGCCGCCGCCGCCGCCGCCGGGCAGUUGCUUUGUCUCCCGCGGAGCUCUGCGGAGCCGGAGCCACGCGCGCCUCGGAGGGCGGGGACCAGAGCGAAGGGCAGCGUGGAGGAGUGACAGCACCGCUCUGCGGGUCGUUUCGCGUUUUCAUUUCUCCUCCUCCAUUGCUUCCCCUUUUUCAUGUCUUGGGUUUGGGAUACCAGAGGGUGUCAGCUCAGCAGGGAACAGCCGAGCUUCUCGCCGGUGCUGCAGGCUGCGGUCUGGCUCCACCAAAUGCGUGGCAGCUCUCCGGAGUAAGGACUGAUGACCGCACCGAAUCCGUUGGAGAGGGUUGCAUCCUUUGGCGCUUCGAGGAAGCAGGGGCGAGGGCGGUGGCCCUUCGAUCUCUGUUGCCGGGUUCUCAACGACUUCCUGGGGGAGUUGCGACCUUUGGAGCCUGCGGGUCACACUCGCCUGGCGUGCUGGAAGGCUUAACUGGAAGUCAGAAGCAUGGCUGACUUCAUAGCACCUUACCAUGGGUGCUCUCCGCUGCGAUAGGCUUUUGUUUUACUGUUGAAAAAUUCUACAAUGAAAAAUAAAGUUUUUGUUUCGGGCAGAUAAAAUAAUAAGGAUAGCUGACAU
Molecule: messenger RNA, 808 nt
Organism: Eptesicus fuscus (big brown bat)
Lineage: Eukaryota; Metazoa; Chordata; Mammalia; Chiroptera; Vespertilionidae
Exons: 3
Coding region: 1-684 (227 amino acids)
Source: RefSeq, a predicted model, not a curated record